CGCCAACCGCCAUUCAAACAUCGACAUACACCCAUCAAAUCCACGUCAACGCAUAUACAGAUACUCCCGUCAUACGCGGCCAGUUUAUAUAAAUAGAUCCGAAUGAUGGCUCUCAGGCGAUCUGCUCGCUUGAGCGCAACGCCCGGCAGGACAGCAUCGCCCCUGUGGCAACCAAGCACCCAGACAAACAAAGCCAGCCGGGCUCAGCUCAGCAGCAACGGAGUGAGCAAGGCGCGAAAAGCGCCGGAAAAGAGCAAGAAUGCACGGAACUCGAAAUUGAACAAGACCCUGGCCGAUGCCCUCCCAAGCAAGACUUUGACGGCGCAGGGCGCGGGCGGACAAGCGCCCGAGAACAUCUUCGAUCCGUCUUCUACUUCUAAUGGCCCUACACACAGGCCGCAUUCUACCCCUCCGCCCCUCGAUCGACCUGUCGAGCUUCAUGGAACGAAUGCCCCCCUCCUGACGCCCCAUGGGUCUUCCCUGGUUGCCUACCCGCCCGGCGCCGAGGAUGCCUCCCCCAGCAAGACUGGCCGACCGCGCCCGACAGCCACGACUGGGACGCUCUUGGAACAAGCCAUCGCGCACUUGAUCGCUGCAGAUCCGCGACUCGAACCCGUGAUCAAGCAGCACCCAUGCCCGCUCUUCUCGCCAGGGGGACUGGCCGAGGAGAUCGAUCCGUUUAAAAGUCUGGUCGUCAGCAUAAUCGGUCAGCAGGUGUCGGGCGCCGCAGCCAAGUCUAUCCGCGAUAAAUUCGUAGCGUUGUUUAACGAGAAGAGCGAUGGAGACGACGCAAAAGCGGGGAAUCGAUUUCCAACGCCGGAGGAGAUCAUCCAGUUUGAUAUUCCCACGCUGCGGACAGCGGGUCUCUCCCAGCGGAAAGCCGAAUACAUCCAAGGCCUAUCGCAGAAGUUUGCAGACGGGGAACUCAGUGCGCGGAUGCUGCUGAACGCCAGCGACGAGGAACUCCUCAAGAGAUUGACUGCUGUUCGAGGCCUGGGCCAGUGGUCCGUCGAGAUGUUCGCCUGCUUCGCCCUGAAGCGAAUCGAUGUCUUCUCUACCGGCGAUCUUGGUGUGCAGAGGGGCUGUGCCGCGUUCGUGGGCAAGGACGUGAACAAGCUCAAGGCCAAGGGAGGCGGUAAGUUCAAGUAUAUGGCCGAGAAAGACAUGCUGGAGUUGGCAGCAAAAUUCGCCCCGUAUAGGAGCCUUUUCAUGUGGUACAUGUGGCGGAUAGAGAACGUAGAUAUUGCCGUACUGAACCCUUAAAAAAGUGAGAGCAUCUCAUCUCUUCCUUUGUUUUCUAUUGGAGUCGAUAGGGGUUCCUUCAUUUGAUUGGUAUAACAUGUAUUAUAUGACAGCGUUGGAUAACACGCCCUUGGCC
This is a messenger RNA of Aspergillus steynii IBT 23096, 1378 nucleotides long. RefSeq names its product DNA-3-methyladenine glycosylase II (gene alkA). The transcript has 3 exons. The record is from RefSeq and is a predicted model, not a curated record. Gene Ontology annotation, cellular component: protein-DNA complex; nucleus. Gene Ontology annotation, molecular function: DNA-3-methyladenine glycosylase activity; alkylated DNA binding; DNA-7-methylguanine glycosylase activity. Lineage: Eukaryota; Fungi; Ascomycota; Eurotiomycetes; Eurotiales; Aspergillaceae. The coding region runs from base 103 to 1263 and encodes 386 amino acids. Gene Ontology annotation, biological process: base-excision repair, AP site formation; DNA alkylation repair; base-excision repair.